CCCUUAACCUAGAGAAUCAGGCAAAGAAACAAGAGCGCAGGUCCCUUGGAGCCAGAGACUGGCGAAGGUCAGACUGUGUGUGUGUAGGAAUUUCCCCUCGAUCCCUUACUCUCAGAGUCGCCACUUUGUCGCCGGUCCCUAGACGUGGGCAGGUCUUCCCGGAACUUUUGACUGCGUUUGUUUUCUCUCGGAGUGACUCAGAGGUUCCCGGCGCCCAGCAGGAGACACUCAGCCACUGCUCCUCUGUCCCUUCACCGAAAGCCGGCCUUGGAACCCUGUGUGUCACCAUGGUGUCCCCUCCCUGCGGCCUGCUGACCCGCCAAAAGGAGCCAGUGCCGCUGAAGAGCAUUGCGGUGACCCUGUCCAUUCGUGACUUUGUGGCUGGUGUGUCUGCUACCUUGAACUAUGAGAACGAGCGGACAGUUCCGUUGGAGGCCUUCUUUGUUUUCCCCAUGGACGAAGACUCAGCCGUCCACAGCUUCGAGGCCGUGGUGGAUGGCAAGAAAAUCGUGGCAGAGUUGCAGGAGAAGUCGGAGGCCCGCACCAAUUAUGAGAACGCCAUCAGCCAGGGCCAGCAAGCCUUCUUGCUGGAGGAGGACGAUCAGGCUGGCGACAUCUUCUCUUGUAACGUGGGGAACCUGCCCCCCGGGUCGAAGGCGGCUCUCACCCUGAAGUACGUGCAGGAGCUGCCUCUGGAGGCAGAUGGGGCCCUGCGCUACGUGCUCCCCGCUAUCCUGAACCCUCGGUACCAACUCCUCCGAGGCACUGAGGGCGGUAGCCUUCAAGUGAACACUGCUGUCGUCCCUGCGAAGGACGUGCCCUACACACUCAGCCUGGCUGCCACCAUCAGCUCACAGCAUGGCAUCAAGAGCGUCCAAUGCAAUUGCCCCGCGAAUCCCAUCGAGUACCUGGAAGACAAGACGUCUGCUCAGAUCUCCUUGGCUGACGGACACAAAUUCGAUCGAGAUGUGGAGCUCCUGGUUUAUUACAGUGAGGUGCAUACCCCCAGCGUAGCUGUGGAGAUGGGGGCGCCCGCCACAAAGUCCGAUUCUUUGAUGGGAGAUCCAUCCGCGAUGGUGAGCUUCUACCCAAAUAUCCCAGAGGCUCAGUCACCGACUGCAUGUGGAGAAUUUGUCUUCCUCAUGGACCGCUCGGGAAGUAUGCACUGUCCCAUGAAUAAUCAGGAUCCAUCUCAGCUGCGCAUAGGGGCGGCCAAGGAAACACUGAUUUGGCUGCUGAAGAGUUUGCCUUUAGGCUGUUAUUUCAACAUCUAUGGAUUUGGAUCUACCUUUGAGGCCUUCUUUCCGGAGAGCGUGAAGUACACUCAGGAUACCAUGGAGGAGGCGCUGAAGAGAGUUAAGAGUAUGGACGCUGACCUCGGGGGCACAGAAAUCUUGGCACCACUCAAGGCCAUUUACAGUAGAGCUUCCAUCCCAGGCCACCCUCUCCAGCUUUUUGUCUUCACAGAUGGAGAAGUGAGCGACACCUUCAGUGUCAUUAAAGAAGUGAAAAGCAACGGGCAGAGGCACAGGUGUUUCUCCUUUGGCAUUGGCGAAGGAGCCUCCACCAGCCUCAUAAAAGGCAUUGCCCGGGCAUCGGGGGGCGCGGCAGAAUUUAUCACAGGCAACGAGAGGAUGCAGUCGAAGGCUCUCCGGGCCCUGAAGCGCUCUCUGCAGCCUGUGGUAGAGGAUGUCUCUCUGAGCUGGGAUUUGCCUGCCGGGCUGUCUGCUAAAAUGCUUUCCCCAGAACCCACUGUCAUCUUCCGGGGUCAGAGGUUAAUCGUCUACGCCCAGCUGACUGGGACGAUGCCGCCAGCAGAGGCAACAGGGAAAGUUUGCCUCAAGUACACCCUCCAGGGCACGCCUUUUGAGAAUCCAGUGGCGUUUUCUCUACAGCCCAAGUCGGAUGCCAACCUCACCAUUCACCGCCUUGCUGCCAAGUCCUUCAUCCAGACCAAGGACAUGGGCUUCCAGGAGACUCCAGCAAAUGAUAAAAAAGACAUCUUGAAGAUAAGCCUGGAGUGUGGCGUCAUCAGCUCCCACACGGCUUUCAUUGCCAUCAACAAGGAUCUCAACAAGCCGGUUCAGGGACCCCUGGCUCGCAGUGAUGUUCCAAGUCCAAUGCUGUUUGCUCAGUCUAGGAUGUUUGGUGCUCCUAUCAUGCUGUGUAGUGCAUCUGCUCCGAUGCCUGGUAAUUCUGCUCCGAGGUUUGGUGCUUGUGUUUCGAUGCCACGGAAAAGGUGUAAAGGUGGAGGACCCAAACUACCCAGACUCCGAGGUGGUGGAACUAGAUCAAUGGAAUUCCAGGCUCUCUCGGCUGAUGCUUACGACGACGUGUCAGUGGGAUUUUCUUCCACCGACAUGGCCGACUUGGAAACUAACCAUUCAGAUGAUCCUCUUGUACAGCUGAUUUCCCUCCAAAAGGCAGAUGGUUCCUGGGAUCUGAAUGAAGGUCUGGCCGUGGUCCUUGGUAUGAGCUUGGGAGAUAUACAGGCUGCACUCCCUGUCAAGAGCGUGGAUUCCUCAGGCUGGGCCACGGUCCUGGCGGUGGUCUGGCUGCAUGACAAGCAUAAGGACAUGAAAUGCGAGUGGGAACUCCUGGAAAGGAAAGCUGUGGCCUGGAUUCACAGCCAUGCAGGCUCCGCCACGGAUGGGCUGGUGAAAGCGGCCGUGGGCUUUCUGAAGUCCUCGGUGGAUCCUGCCGUCUUCGCCCCCUGAGGAUCCCGACCAGAAACACACGUGCCUCCUUCCUGCUUCUGUCCCCUCCUGUCCCCUCCGUCUUCCGGAUCGCGAUCUUGUCUUGUAUACCUCUCCUGUCGGGGUUUCCUGUAAUAAAAGUCAACAAUGCCCGCCCCACCUUCCCACCAUGUUCCAGGUUCCCUCUGGAUAUGACGUGCUUUCACUGGCAUGUGCCCUCAGCCAGGCAUCCUGGGCCCAGACCUGCUCUCUUUCUGGAAGGAGUUCAGAGGCAGGCAGGUCCCUCCCGGGCUUUUCAGAGAGACAACAUGAGAAACAAGUGGCGUGGGCUCUAGGCUAAAGGUUGCUGCGUUGGUGUUAGGGAAUGGCUGGUUUGGAGAGUUCCCUGCACUAUGUUUUGUCUAUGCACGAUGGCUUUUAGGGACUUAGGAUGACAAGACUGGUGAGCGAUCCAGUUUUCUAUUCUUAGGUAGCAUAAAGAGGUGGAGGGGCGGUUGACAGCCAACAUUGGGAUCCAUAUAACCGCCACAUGACCUUCAAGGGUUGGCACUGUUGGGGAACUUCUUGGUCGAUUCUGGCUGGGUCGUGUUAGCCUAUACUGCACGCCUCCCCUCUCACUGCCCAAGGGUUGAGUUGUACCAGUGGGAGACAGAUGUCUCUUCUUAAUCAGGACGCAUCUUAGUAAGAGGGCAAUCAUGGGAUCCUUCGUCCUGGCCUGAACCCAUGAGGCCUAGGAAUCGGGCUCUGAUCUAGUAUACUUUCAUCAAAAGCAGGUCUAAAGGCAGCUUUGCCUGAGACCCGAAACCUGGACCGCUCACCCCAAGAGGAAGAAGGGGGCUCCCCAGGAUCAUGUCUGACCUUUCAGUCCCAAACACUAUCCUAGUGGAAGGGACCCUAUUGGAUGUGUUGUUCCCUAACAUACUGCUGUAUCAAUAUUAAAAUGACACCUUGUUGUAUCUGA
Molecule: messenger RNA, 3657 nt
Organism: Eptesicus fuscus (big brown bat)
Lineage: Eukaryota; Metazoa; Chordata; Mammalia; Chiroptera; Vespertilionidae
Gene: VWA5A
Product: von Willebrand factor A domain containing 5A
Exons: 19
Coding region: 288-2717 (809 amino acids)
Source: RefSeq, a predicted model, not a curated record